AUGCAUCGUAUUCCUUGUGGUAAAAACGAAGCAAAAAAAGCAGAAAAACGCUCAGUCGUAUUUCUUCAACACGGUCUCGAAGCAACAAGCUCGAAUUUCGUUUCGAAUCUUCCCAACAAAUCUCUUGGUUUUAUGCUAGCGGAUAGUGGAUUCGAUGUAUGGAUGGGCAAUGUGAGAGGCAAUCGUUACUCUAGAAAUCAUGAAAGCUUCACUGAAACUGACGAAGGCUAUUGGCAAUUCAGCUGGUACGAUAUGAUGAAAUAUGAUUUAACUGCAAUGAUAGAUAAAGUCCUAGAAGAAACACAACAAUCACAACUUUAUUAUGUUGGCCAUUCUCAAGGAACUUUGAUCAUGUUCGCCAAAUUGGCUAGCGAUAAAGCAUUCGCUCAAAAGAUAAAAAAAUUUUUUGCAUUGGCCCCAAUUGUCACCGUCGAACAUAUUAAAGGACUUUUGAGAUACUUAGCGGAUUAUUUCUCUUGGACUGUUCGGAUCAUAGGGGCACGAGAAUUCUUACCGACCGGUUGGCAGAUGGAAUUAUUUAAAUUCGUAUUUUGUAACCCAUUUGGGUCACAAGCACCAUGUUCAAAUUUGCUUCUGAUAAUCUCAGGCACCGUUAGUAACCAAUUGAAUGAGACACGUUUGCCGAUAUUCCUGUCUGAUUUGCCCGGUGGAACAUCAACUACAAACAUAAAACACUGGAUACAGUUGGUGAACAGCGGUCAGUUUCAAGCAUAUGAUUGGCUUGACGAAGACGAGAAUAUAAAACGCUAUGGGAAUGCCACUCCACCAAAGUAUGACUUGAAGGAAAUUGAUGUCGACAUGUAUCUUUACUGGAGUCCAGCGGAUUGGUUAGCUAAUGAAAAAGACAUCAAAAAUUUUCUAUUACCGAAUCUAAAAAAAGAAGUAAGCCUUAAAUACGACAUAAGAACUAAUAGUCCGCAAACACGAGUUAUCGUUAACGAAAAAUUGAACGAUUUCAAUCACAUGGAUUUCAUAUGGGGAGAACGAGCUGCAAAGGAAAUAUAUAAACCAAUUAUUGAAAUCAUAAAAACAAACGAAAUGUCCAAAAAAACUAAAAAAAUUUAUUAUGUAUAA
Molecule: messenger RNA, 1095 nt
Organism: Dracunculus medinensis (Guinea worm)
Lineage: Eukaryota; Metazoa; Nematoda; Chromadorea; Rhabditida; Dracunculidae
Source: the annotation of a GenBank genome assembly